Molecule: messenger RNA, 567 nt
Organism: Panthera uncia (snow leopard)
Lineage: Eukaryota; Metazoa; Chordata; Mammalia; Carnivora; Felidae
Product: putative olfactory receptor 2B8
Exons: 1
Biological process (GO): G protein-coupled receptor signaling pathway
Cellular component (GO): membrane
Molecular function (GO): G protein-coupled receptor activity; olfactory receptor activity
Source: RefSeq, a predicted model, not a curated record
AACACGUGGUAAGAAAGGAUGGACCCAAAAAAUGGAAGUUCUUUCACUGGCUUUAUCCUGCUGGGUUUCUCUGACCGGCCUCAGCUGGAGCGAGUCCUCUUUGUGGUUCUUCUGAUCUUCUAUCUGCUCACCCUCCUGGGAAACACAACCAUCAUUGCAUUGUCCUGCCUGGACCCACACCUGCAGACUCCCAUGUACUUUUUCCUCUCCAACCUAAGCUUUCUGGACCUGUGUUACACGACCAGCACUGUUCCUCAGCUGCUGGUCCAUCUCAGGGGAACAGACAAGUCUAUCUCCUUUGCUGGCUGUGUAGCUCAGCUCUUCAUCUCUCUAUGGUUGGGAUGCACAGAAUGCAUUCUGUUAGGGGUGAUGGCAUUUGACCGCUACGCAGCCGUCUGCAGGCCCCUGCACUACACAGUGAUCAUGCACCCCCGUCUCUGUGCCCUGAUGGCUUCUGCGUCGUGGUUCACUGGUUUUGCCAACUCCUCAUUGGAGACGGUGCUCAUCUUUCUUGUACCACUUUGUGGGAAGAAUAAAAUAGAGCACUUCUUUUGUGAGGUCCCCCCA